This is a messenger RNA of Phymastichus coffea, 1222 nucleotides long. RefSeq names its product N-glycosylase/DNA lyase (gene Ogg1). Lineage: Eukaryota; Metazoa; Arthropoda; Insecta; Hymenoptera; Eulophidae. The record is from RefSeq and is a predicted model, not a curated record. Gene Ontology annotation, biological process: base-excision repair; nucleotide-excision repair; base-excision repair, AP site formation. The transcript is spliced from 3 exons. Gene Ontology annotation, molecular function: damaged DNA binding; 8-oxo-7,8-dihydroguanine DNA N-glycosylase activity. Gene Ontology annotation, cellular component: nucleus. The coding region runs from base 11 to 1114 and encodes 367 amino acids.
UUAUGUUUACAUGCUCAUGACACAAUUUUUAAGAUAUAAUUUGAAUCUUUGUAAAACUUUAACGAUAAUGAAGUUGACAGCACGAGCUCGACAGCAAAAUGAGAGUGGCGAACAACAAGAAAUAAGCGAUUCCAUUUUAUGCGAAAGAGAAGAACUUGAUUUAGGAAUAACAUUGAAAGGGGGUCAAAGUUUCCGAUGGACAGCUUGUGAUAGUGAUGGAAAAUUUAGAGGAGUUUUUGGAAGUACUGUUUGGACAUUGUCACAAAAUGAUAAUAAAAUAAUUUACACAAUGCAUCAAUCACUCCAGAAGGGUUUUAAAUGUGAAGAAGUUUUAUCUAAUUAUUUUCGAUUAGAUGUUUCAUUGAAAGAAAAUAUAAAAACAUGGGCCAAUUCUGAUUCUCAUUUUAAGAGUGUUUAUGAUAAGAUAGGAGCUGUUAGAAUAUUAGAUCAAGAUGUUGUUGAAAAUAUUUUCUCAUUUAUUUGUAGUUCAAACAAUAACAUACAAAGAAUAUCAGGCAUGGUAGAAAAAUUGAGUAGAAUAUUUGGUGAAAAGAUUGGUAUUAUAGAUGGUAAAGAGUAUUAUGAUUUCCCUACGAUAGAAGCACUUUCUAAACCAAAUGUCGAGUUGAUUCUCAGACAAGAAGGUUUUGGAUACAGAGCUGGCUAUAUAGCAAAAAGUGCUCAGAAACUUUUAACUCUUGGAGGCAGACAGUGGCUGCAAGAUUUGAAAAAGGAGAGUGGUACAACUUAUGAACAUGCAAGAGAAAGUCUCAUGUCUCUUCCAGGUAUUGGUCCUAAAGUUGCAGAUUGUGUUUGUCUUAUGUCACUUGGGCAUUUAGAAGCUAUUCCAGUGGAUACUCAUAUAUUUCAAAUAGCAUGUGCAAAUUACAUUCCACAUCUAAGCAAACAAAAAUCUGUAACUCCAAAAAUUCACCAAGAAGUUAAUAAUUACUUGCGUGAACUUUGGGGACCUCUUGCUGGUUGGGCACAAGCUAUUGUGUUCUGUGUAAAAAUUAAUUCCACAGAUAGAUAUAAAAGUAAAAGCAACAAACGCACUAAUAGUGAUGAAAAACAAAAAUCUGUUAAAGUGAAUAAAUCUAAGAAAAGUAAGUAAGUGUAAUUAAAUUGGGACUAUGAAAUAGUUCAUGUUUGCAGUUUGUAAUCAAACGUUUUAUUUUUUUAAAAUACAUAAAGUAUUUUUUAAAUGCAUAUAUUGAGCUUU